AGGCAAGGGAGCGUCCUACGUGAGGUUUGAACUAAGGUAAAACGCUCAUUCGCUUUGUUACGUACUGCUUGAUUUUAAGUUACAUAUACAUGUAUAUUUGAUAUGCAAAUACAAUUUCCCAAUGCACUGUCUGGUCCAUUGCAAAUAAUUUCAUCAGGUCAUGGUGUUUUUAAAAAUUGUGUUUUCUUGUGUUAUGACGUGCGUAUUUUAUGCGUGGCAAUGUCUACAAAAUUUUAAUCAAUGUAAAAAAUGUGUUUAACUUUGACGCAGUCUGCAUAGCUGGAUAUUUUUUGAAGGCGUUUACUUAUUGAAAAUAUAAUUGUGCAGGAUUUGUCCCGCUGGUGUGGGUUAUUUGAGGAUAUGGCUAUUAAAGGUGCAACAGAGAUUUGGAGGUUAUGUUUACAACUCAUGAAUAGUGCCAUCGUUCGGGUUAAAAUCAUAAGACUACUGUCAUAAACGGGAACAUAUGUUGUGUUGGAUGUAUCACGUUGAUGCAUAUGUAAAUGUUGUCAGAAUUUAAAGUGCGCGCACGUACUGGCCAUUGUUGGUUCUAACCAAAUUAACGUUAUCAACAAAAGGAUUUUGUUAAUAAAAUUUAGGAAAGUUUGGGAUACUUUGAUUAAACUUAACUGUGCAUGCAUACAUGGUCGAUCAUUCAAAGUCAUUAUCCCGCCUAAUAAUUUUGCCCCCCCCCCCCAAUCACCAAAUGUAUCACUCCUAAGAGCGUUCGAGUCCUAUGGAAAGUGGUGUGUAGAAAGAGCAUAAAAAGAAAACCUUUUAAUCAAACAUUCAAGUUACAAUUAUUCGUCCUCGCAUAUAGGCCUAAUUCUAUUCUUGUUGAGUCAAAACGCCCAUAGGAAAGGCAUUUCGACAUGCUCCCUGUUCUCUUCAUGAAAAUGACACUUACAUAUCAAUAAAUAACUAUAUACUAUUUUGGCUCAUGAGUUCGUUCUUAUAAAACCAUUGAACAUUACAUUACAAUUUGUGUACUACUAUACAAAAUAAGUUUGUAGAGAUCUAGGUCUAAUACCUGAAUUUAUUUCAAACAAAUUAAACUGCGUGAUAUUUUAUGCAUGUGCAUGCAUGUAAGCAAUUAUUGAUGGAGUUGAACACUUUAGACUUUAUUAACAUUGGCAAUGUUGAAUACCAUAUUGACAACCUGUCCUUUGUCUUUAAGGAAAAAAAUAAUUAAUAUUUAAGUUCUUAAUUAUGGUACAAAUUGAACAUUAGAAUAUAUUUUUCUCCCAAUAACCUAAUUAUAAAUAUAUUAUUUUCUAAGUUAAUAAGAAAAUCUCCAUUAGCUUCUCCAUUAAUGUUAAUUAUCGGGUCCUGUGGGUAUUUCUCACAUAUCUCACAUUUGUCGUUCAGCAUACACCACUAUCCGUCAGAUCAGCUCCAUACGCCACUACCUCAGAGUGAGCGCUACAAAAACUCUAGUCUGUGCUCUUGUUCUCUCUCGUCUUGACUAUUGCAACUCUCUUCUGUCAGGUUCAACAAAACACUGCAUAGAAAAACUACAGAAGGUUCAAAACUCAGCUGCUAGCUAGUUUUAAAGGCAAAAAAACCCUGAUCACGUCACUCCACUACUCCAUUCCCUUCAUUGGCUACCUAUACAGGCACGCAUUGACUACAAGUUGUCUGUUCUCUGUCACAACUUUUUCUUGGAUUCCUGCCCUUCCUAUCUAACCGAAUUUCUUUCUGUCUAUUCACCCCUUCGACAGCUUCGCUCCUCUGCAGACACGCGUAUUCUGUCCGUUCCCAAGACACACACUAAAACAUAUGGUGAACGAUCUUUCUCUUUCUGCGCCCCCAAACAAUGGAAUUCUUUGCCACUACACAUACGCAAUAUACCAACCACCCAGGCCUUCAAAACUGCACUCAAAACAUAUUUUUUAAAAUUAUGCUACCCUGACUGAUUCCCCUCCUCUGACCGAUAAACGAUCUUGCUGGCUGCCGUCCAUGGUUUGCCUUGUAAAAGUUAUGUGGUGGGGUACGUGAAUAUACAUUGCAGUUCUAUAUUUCAUUAAUGUAUUUUAUUUUAAUGUCAUGAUUAUGUCUCUUUUGAUAAAAUUUUUAUGUACAGCGCGGUGAGCCCAGCCUUAGGUUGGGGUACCGCGCUAUAUAAGACGUCUUAUUAUUAUUAUUAUUAUUUCAGUGCCAAGCAGGGGUGCUGCUCUGAAACAUUUCACCUGAAAUCGGCUUCAAACAACCAGUAUUUUUUUCAUAACAGGUAAGUGGCAAACUGCAAAAUAUAAAAUUUGAAUUGAUUUACAUCAUUUACACUUCAUUAUCUAUCAAAUAGUCGGUACAGCCAAGUUUUCUGUAACAGUCAUGACUUAUUAAGGUAAUUGUCGUCAAAUGAAAUUAUUUUUUCUUCAAAAUAUUUGGAAGAAAAAAAAGGGUGUGGGGGGGGGGUAUUAAUAAAAAUUUAACAAAAACAUAAAAAACAACAUCAGCACAAAAUAAAACAUUUCAGUGGGCACUAAUAAAAAUCGUACAUAUAGUAUACGUUUUAAAUGAUGCGACCAACCCCUUAAUAAUAGUACCACAUAUAUAUAUUUCCAUCAGCCGCUUAGUGCCAUACACACACUUGAAUAAGUCAUGUAAGCGCUGCAUACCAUUUCCUAUUAGCGCCACAUACCCACUACUAUCAUCGCCUGAUAAAAAGUUCUAUCAGCGCCACAUAAUCACUUCUAUCAGCGCCACAUAACCACUACUAUCAGCGCCACAUACCCACUUCUAUCAGCGCCACAUAAUCACUACUAUCAUCGCCACAUAACCACUUCUAUCAGCGCCACAUAAUCACUUCUAUCAGCGCCACAUACCCACUUCUAUCAGCGCCACAUAAUCACUUCUAUCAGCGCCACAUAAUCACUUCUAUCAGCGCCACAUACUCACUUCUAUCAGCGCCACAUAAUCACUUCUAUCAGCGCCACAUAACCACUUCUAUCAGCGCCACAUAAUCACUUCUAUCAGCGCCACAUAAUCACUUCUAUCAGCGCGACAUAAUCACUUCUAUCAGCGCCACAUACCCACUUCUAUCAGCGCCACAUAAUCACUUCUAUCAGCGCCACAUAAUCACUUCUAUCAGCGCCACAUAAUCACUACUAUCAGCGCCACAUAAUCACUUCUAUCAGCGCCACAUAAUCACUUCUAUCAGCGCCACAUAAUCACUUCUAUCAGCGCCACAUAAUCACUUCUAUCAUCGCCACAUACUCACUUCUAUCAGCGCCACAUAAUCACUUCUAUCAGCGCCACAUAAUCACUUCUAUCAGCGCCACAUAAUCACUUCUAUCAGCGCCACAUAAUCACUUCUUUCAGCGCCACAUAAUCACUUCUAUCAGCGCCACAUAAUCACUUCUAUCAGCGCCACAUACCCACUUCUAUCCGCGCCACAUAAUCACUUCUAUCAGCGCCACAUAAUCACUUCUAUCAGCGCCACAUACCCACUUCUAUCAGCGCCACAUACCCACUUCUAUCAGCGCCACAUACCCAAUUCUAUCAGCGCCACAUACCCACUACUAUCAGUGCCACAUACCCACUUGUAUCAGCGCCACAUAAUCACUUCUAUCAGCGCCACAUAAUCACUUCUAUCAGCGCCACAUAAUCACUUCUAACAGAGCCACAUACCCACUUCUAUAAGCGCCACAUACCCACUUCUAUCAACGCCACAUAACCACUUCUAUCAGCCACAUAAUCACUUCUAUCAGCGCCACAUAAUCACUUCUAUCAGCGCCACAUAAUCACUUCUAUCAGCGCAACAUAAUCACUUCUAUCAGCGCCACAUACCCACUACUAUCAGCGCCACAUAACCACUUCUAUCAGAGCCACAUACCCACUUCUAUCAGCGCCACAUAAUCACUUCUAUCAGCGCCACAUAACCACUACUAUCAGCGCCACAUACCCACUACUAUCAGCGCCACAUAAUCACUUCUAUCAGCGCCACAUACUCAUUUCUAUCAGCGCCACAUAACCACUACUAUCAGCGCCACAUAAUCACUUCUAUCAGCGCCACAUAAUUACUUCUAUCAGCGCCACAUAAUCACUUCUAUCAGCGCCACAUACCCACUACUAUCAGCGCCACAUAACCACUUCUAUCAGCGCCACAUACCCACUUCUAUCAGCGCCACAUAAUCACUUCUAUCAGCGCCACAUAACCACUACUAUCAGCGCAUCAUACCCACUUCUAUCAGCGCCACAUACCCACUCCUAUCAGCGCCCCAUACCCACUUCUAUCAGCGCCACAUACCCACUUCUAUCAGCGCCACAUAAUCACUUUUAGCAGCGCCACAUAACCACUACUAUCAGCGCCACAUAAUCACUUCUAUCAGCGCCAUAUACCCACUACUAUCAGCGCCACAUACACACUUCUAUCAGCGCCAAAUAAUCACUACUAUCAGCGCCACAUAAUCACUUCUAUCAGCGCCACAUAAUCACUUCUAUCAGCGCCACAUAAUCACUUCUAUCAGCGCCACAUAAUCACUUCUAUCAGCGCCACAUAAUCACUUCUAUCAGCGCCACAUACCCACUACUAUCAGCGCCACAUACCCACUACUAUCAUCGCCACAUAACCACUUCUAUCAGCGCCACAUAAUCACUUCUAUCAGCGCCACAUACCCACUACUAUCAGCGCCACAUAACCACUUCUAUCAGCGCCACAUACCCACUUCUAUCAGCGCUACAUACCCACUUCUAUCAGCGCCACAUACCCACUUCUAUCAGCGCUGCAUAACCACUUCUAUCAGCGCUACAUACCCACUUCUAUCAGCGCCACAUACCCACUUCUAUCAGCGCCACAUAAUCACUUCUAUCCGCGCCACAUAACCACUUCUAUCAGUGCCACAUACCCACUUCUAUCAGCGCCACAUACCCACUUCUAUCAGCGCCACAUAACCACUUCUAUCAGCGCCACAUACCCACUUCUAUCAGCGCCACAUAAUCACUUCUAUCAGCGCCACAUACCCACUACUAUCAGCGCCACAUAACCACUUCUAUCAGCGCCACAUAAUCACUUCUAUCAGCGCCACAUACCCACUACUAUCAGCGCCACAUACCCACUACUAUCAUCGCCACAUAACCACUUCUAUCAGCGCCACAUAAUCACUUCUAUCAGCGGCACAUACCCACUACUAUCAGCGCCACAUAACCACUUCUAUCAGCGCCACAUACCCACUACUAUCAGCGCCACAUAAUCACUUCUAUCAGCGCCACAUACCCACUUCUAUCAGCGCCACAUAAUCACUUCUAUCAGCGCCACAUACCCACAUCUAUCAGCCCUGCAAAGCAAAUUCUUUCAGCUUUACAUACCCUAUUCUAUCAUCGUUGCAUAUCCUAUUCUAUCAUCGCUGAAGUCCCUAUUCUAUCAGCGCUGUAAACCCUAUUCUAUCAGCGCUGUAUACCUACUUCUAUUAGCGCUGUAUACCUACUUCUAUUAGCGCUGUAUACCUACUUCUAUUAGCGCUGAAUACCCUAUUCUAUCAUCGCUGAGUACCCUAUUCUAUCAUCGCUGAAGUCCCUAUUCUAUCAUCGCUGAAGUCCCUAUUCUAUCAUCGCUGAAGUCCCUAUUCUAUCAGCGCUGAAUACCCUUUUCUAUCAUCGCUGUAAUCCCUAUUCUAUCAGCGCUGUAUACCUACUUCUAUUAGAGCUGCAUAGUCACUUCUCACAGCGCUGCAUACCAACUUCUAUGAAGACUAAAUUCCCACUUCUAUCAGCACUGCAUACUCAAUUCUACCAGGGUUACAUACCCACUUCUAUCAGCGCUGAAUACCCAAUACAAUCAACGCUGCAAUCACACAUUUAUAAGCGCACCAUACACACCUCUUUUAGCACUGCGUAGUAACUUCUAACAGCACUGCAUACCCACCUCUAUCGGCUCCACAUACCCUCUUCUAUAAGCGCUGCAUGACAACUUCUAACAGCGAUGCCUAACCAUUUAUAACAGCGCUGCAUACCCACAUCUAAUCAGCACUUCAUACCCACUUCUAUCAGUCAGACAGACACAGACACACACACACACACACAGACACACACACACACAGACACACACACAAACACACAGACGCACAAAGACAGACACACACAGACACACAGACACACAGACAGACACACACACACACACACACAAACACACACACAGACAGACAGACAGACAGACAGACAGACAGAUAGAUAGACAGACAGACAGACAGACAGACAGACAGACAGACAGACAGACAGACAGACAGACAGACAUUCAUGUAUAUAUAGAGAGAUUGUUUUUUACUCUUUGGUGUCUGGUCGAAUAAGAUGAAUUGAUGAUAGUAUUAAAAAAAAAAGUAAAUUUGUUUUAAAUUGUGUCUUAAGAUUGAUGUAAAAAAAGUAAAAUGGGUUUAAAAUUGUUUCUUUAGGUUGUGGUAGAAAAGUAAACGUUUUGAAAAAUGAGUCUUUAGGUUGUGGUAGAAAAGGGUAAUUUGUUUAAAAUUUUUUCUCUUAAAACUGUGGUAAAAAAGGAAAUUUGUUUAAAUUGUUUCCAUAGGUUGUGUUAAAAAAGACACACGGACCAUGAAGGGAAUUGGUCUUAGCUUGCUCAUACUUUUAAACCUACUAGUAGGUGGCCAAGGCACAUGCUCAAUGACUGAAUGGCUCCUCAACUUUGACAAGGAAGGACAUUCUCAAUGUGAAAUAGAUAAUACCUACAUACGAGGCUUCUAUCGAAGUGCCAGAUGGAGCUGGAGUAGUGAUGACGGAAUAGGUCUGAUAGAAGGUGCCCAGUGUUGCUCCCCGAACUCGCCAUGGACUAGCUCUGGAACGCAGACGGUCUUCGCGGAUUGGACCAAACUCUUUGACAACAACAACGUGUGGGCCAAUUGUCCGGCUGGCUAUUUCCUUCAAGGUCUGUACAGAAGUGGACAAUUCCCUGGUUUGCUUCACAACAUAGAAGAUGGUAGAUGCACAAAACCCGCUGACCAUCCGAAUUACUACGGGCAGUGUUACGAUGAGGAUAUCAGUGUUUGCUUUGAUGAUAAAGGUUUGUGCAAGUGCAAGGAUGAUUACUUAGUAGCAGGACUAUACCGAGGAACUUGUGACAACCUUUAUUGCCUGGAGACCCUGAAAUGCUGCAAGAUGGCCGACAAGCCUGAAGAUCUGGACGAUCUCUACAAGGUCAAGUCCCGUGUCAUGGACACAACUAUGUCAGACAUCGCUUUCAUAGCAAGUUACCUGGGUUACGGCUGGUGCGCUGGAUGCAGAGCUCUUUACACGGGUGAGGAUUUCAGACGGGAUGGCGAUACUUGGCGGGCUGACAAAAGCAGGGCUUGUCAGGGGUACAUGAACGAGCAGCGCCUCGCUAUGGCAUACGGCGACUGGGGCUUUUCCAUGAAAGACAUAAAAUAUGGUGAUCCAGUCAUAGAGUAUUUGAAGCCGGAAUCCAUCGACAGUGGGACAAUUUACAACAAUGAUAAUACGAAAGUUACAAAAAGCAUUCACAGAUCUCAGACAAGCGUGAGACGUGUGACUCACACGAAGACGAGCUCUUGGAAAAACGGUCACGAAUUGGGUCUAACCUUCAGCUACACACCUUCCUUCUUCACCGGUGGCUCCGGAUUCUCAGCGUCCUACAAUUUUUACUACGAGUCUUCAUCGAGAGUUACAGAUGAGACCAACAACCAACAGUCCAACACGUUCACUGUCAACUCAUCCAAAACCAUCAAGCCUUACUCAGCCGCAAAGUGGGAUAUGAUCCUAUCCAAGGUACGCACGACCGUGACCUACACUGCGACCAUCGUAGUAAAAUUUUCAACUGAGCUUCAGGGAUUUAUGCGGUGGGGAGGAGGUCCUUACCACCCAAGAACAAAUUACCACUACCAGUAUCAUGGCAGUGGCGACCGCCCGACAGUCAAUUACAGGUUCGGAGACAGCAAAGUACCUUUCUACACUGCACUCAAACGAGAGAGUGACACCAACAGCAGACCGUGGAUGUGGUACGAAAUGAAACACGCUUACUCUGACGCUGCUGACCGCAUCGAUGACCUUGCCAACGACGAAAGAUAUAUCUUCACUCUCAGCGGAAAAUUUGAGGAGGUCCGGGGUAAAAGAGUAGUUAUCCAUUGGCGCACUACUCCACUAAAUGGUACACACAAAUAAAUGCAGAUUUAAACUGAAUUAUCGCGACAUAUUACGCCCUGAUAAAUAAACGACAUGAUUUGUUUAUAAUUAUUUCAAGGACGAAAAAUUUAGAUUUAAAAAAGCAAUAGAACUUACCUUUAACAUUAUAAUAUUGACAAAAAUAAUAGACAAUAACAUAUGAAUAAAACAUUGAAAUAAAAUAAUGGCUGUUGAACACACUUUUGUUUGAUCAUAAUUUGAGACUUUGGUUAAGUAAAAAUAGUUUGAGACUGUUUUCAAGUUAAAUAAAUUUGUCACUGUGAUCAAGUUAAAUAAGUUUGAUACUAUGACCAAUUUGAGUAAGCUUGUAACUGUGGUCAAGUUAAGUAAGUUUGAGUCUGUGGUCAAGAUAAAUAACUUUGAGACUGUGGUCAAAUUAAAUAUGUUUGUAAAUGUGGUCAAGUUAAAUAAGUUUGCAACUGUGGUCAAGUUAAAUAAGUUUGUAACUGUGGUCAAGUUAAACAAGUUUGUAACUGUGGUCAAGUUAAAUAAGUUUGUAACUGUGGUCAAGUUAAAUAAGUUUGU
Molecule: messenger RNA, 8667 nt
Organism: Lymnaea stagnalis (great pond snail)
Lineage: Eukaryota; Metazoa; Mollusca; Gastropoda; Lymnaeidae
Source: the annotation of a GenBank genome assembly